AUGUGGUCCUCCAUGAAAUCCACUUCCACAUGGGCUCUAGUAACCCUGUCUCUCCUUCCCGCUGUCCUCAGCUCGCCUUUAUUCGAGAAACGAGCAAAAGGUGCCUGGCUAGGUCUGAAUACCAAUUUCCCAGACCCCAGCUUCAUGAAAGCGGCCGACAACAAAUGGUACGCUUUCGGCACCAACGGUAACGGAAAGCGGGUCCAAGUCGCCGUCUCCGAUAACUUCAAAACAUGGACGCUUCUCGAUGUUGAAGCCCUCCCCACGUUGUCAACAUGGGAAACUGAGAAUGACCACUGGGCUCCAGAUGUUGUGAUGAGAGACGACGGAAAGUACGUUAUGUACUACUCCGGCGAAGCAAAAUCAUACCUUCGACACCACUGCGUCGGCACAGCCAUCGCAGACCACCCAGCAGGACCCUACGUACCCAGCAACACGCCCCUAUCCUGCCGACUCGAUCGGGGCGGGUCCAUCGACCCAGCCGGCUUCAAAGACAAAGACGGCAGCCGGUACGUCGUCUUCAAAGUCGACGGCAACAGCAUCGGCAACGGCGGCGACUGCAACAACGGCGUCGAGCCGCUUGUUUCAACGCCCAUCUUGCUGCAGAAGGUUGGCGCCGACGGCGUCACGCCUAUCGGAGAUGCGGUGCAGAUCCUCGAUCGUAAUACUGCUGACGGUGAUGGCCCCCUUGUUGAGGCGCCGAAUCUGAUACUCCAUGGUGAUACGUACUUUUUGUUUUACUCGACUCAUUGCUUUACCGACCCGCUUUAUGAUGUGCGCUAUGCUACCGCGAAGAGUAUUACUGGGCCUUAUACUAAGACUAAUGUUCCUUUGAUUAAUGCUGCUAAUACUGGGUUGAUCUCGCCUGGUGGGGGGAAUGUUUGUGGUUGUGGGGAUCGGAUGUUGUUCCAUGCAUUCUGUACGGAGGAGAGGACUAGCAGGUGUAUGUAUGUGGCUGAUGUGAUUAUUGAGGGGAAGACGGCAUCGAUUGCUUGA
Penicillium mononematosum is the source of this 996-nucleotide messenger RNA. RefSeq names its product glycoside hydrolase family 43 protein. Lineage: Eukaryota; Fungi; Ascomycota; Eurotiomycetes; Eurotiales; Aspergillaceae. The record is from RefSeq and is a predicted model, not a curated record. Gene Ontology annotation, molecular function: hydrolase activity, hydrolyzing O-glycosyl compounds. The coding region runs from base 1 to 996 and encodes 331 amino acids. The transcript is spliced from 2 exons. Gene Ontology annotation, biological process: carbohydrate metabolic process.